Messenger RNA from Chrysoperla carnea, 2941 nucleotides. RefSeq names its product arylsulfatase B-like. The record is from RefSeq and is a predicted model, not a curated record. Bases 27 to 2057 code for a protein of 676 amino acids. NCBI's taxonomy places the organism in Eukaryota, Metazoa, Arthropoda, Insecta, Neuroptera, Chrysopidae. The transcript has 7 exons.
CUAUGUUCUUAAUUAUUUAUUAAUUUAUGAAUAUAAUAAUAAUGAUUAGUUUGAAGCAAUUGAUUUUAUGUGUUUGUAUUGGAAUCAGUAGUGGAAUUGGAGUAUUAGCAGCAACUAAGCGUCCACAUAUUAUUGUUAUAUUAGCGGACGAUUUAGGUUGGAAUGAUAUCAGUUUCCAUGGCAGUAAUCAAAUUCCAACACCAAAUAUUGACGCGCUAGCAUUUAAUGGAAUUAUUUUAAAUAAUCAUUAUGUCCAAGCCCUUUGUACACCAUCCAGAUCAGCUUUCCUCACUGGAAAAUAUCCUAUUCAUACUGGAAUGCAACAUGACGUGAUUUUGGAAAAUGAGCCAUGGGGACUUCCUUUGGAUGAAAAAUUAUUACCAGAAUAUUUACGUGAAGCCGGUUAUGCAACCCAUGCUAUUGGAAAAUGGCAUUUAGGAUUCUUCCAACAUGAAUAUACACCAACAUUCCGUGGUUUUGAUUCACACUUUGGUUAUUGGAAUGGUUUGCAAGAUUACUUCGAUCAUAAUGUAUAUGUUACGCUUAAUGGAUCAAUAAAAGGCUUAGAUAUGCGUAGAAAUAUGGAUGUUGCUUAUGAUACAGUUGGAAAGUAUUCCACAGAUCUAUUUACUGACGAAGCUGUAUAUUUAAUCAACAAUCAUAAUCCAGAAAAACCAAUGUUUAUGUAUUUAUCACAUUUGGCUGCACAUACUGGUAAUAGAAAUAAUCCACUGCAAGCACCAGAUGAAGAAAUUGCAAAAUUUAGUCACAUAGAAGAUCCAGAAAGACGUGUGUAUGCAGCCAUGGUUUCUUUGCUGGAUAAAAGUGUAGGUGAAGUUGUUGCAGCUCUACGUGCAAAACACAUGUUGGAAGAUUCAAUUGUUAUGUUUUUAGCUGAUAAUGGUGCGCCAACAUUUGGUAUACAUGCCAACCAUGGAUCAAAUUAUCCUUUACGUGGGAUGAAAGCUUCUCCAUUUGAAGGUGGGGUACGAGGAGCCGCUGCAAUUUGGAGUCCUCUUUUAAAUACUACUCAAGCGAUCUCAAAUCAACUAAUGCACAUCUGCGAUUGGGUGCCCACUUUACUAUCAGCAGCUGGCAUAAAUGAGACAUUAACAAAUUUAGACGGAAGAGAUAUGUGGAAUGCAUUACAAAAUCCAGAAACUCUUAGCAAUCGCUUUGAUGUUGUUGUAAAUAUUGAAACAGAUUAUGCAGCAUACCGUAAAGGUGAUUGGAAAUAUAUCUCCGGUAGUGGAAAUCCUAAAGAGUGGUAUCCUAGCGGUUGGUAUGGUCAUUCAGGACUUGAUUUAGAUCCAAGUCAUGCUAAAUAUGAUGAAGAAAGUGUCUUAAAUUCGAAAGCUGGAGUUGCAAUAACUGGACUUAUAACAUCAUUGCAAUUAAAAGAAAGAUUGCAAGAAAUUAGUGAUGAUGACAGCUUUUUCCGAAAAAAAUCAUUACUUUCCAAGGAAGCAAUUCAAUUAUUACGAAAAGAAGCAACUGUUAUAUGCCCCAAGCUAAAUACAUCAGAAAUGAAUCCAACCUCGAUCUGUGAACCAACAGAAUCUCCAUGUUUAUUUAAUCUCAAAGCUGAUCCAUGUGAACAAAUUAAUUUAGCUUCACAACAACCAUUAAUUUUACGUAACUUAGAGGAUGCUCUUAGCGAAUACCGAAAAAGUACUCUAAAACCACGAAAUAUACCUGAAGAUCCAAUGGCUGAUCCAAUUUAUUGGAAUAAUGUAUGGAGUAAUUGGCAGGAUCCACCAUCAUACCAUAGCAAACCAUUUACACGUUUCAACAUUAUACUGCUUGCUGUAAUUGUUAUAUUAUUUAUAAUUGUACUGGUAAUUUUAUUAAUUAUUUCAGUCAAAGGCUGUAAUCCAUCCUUGAGUAGGAAUUUUAAGUUAAAUAAUUUUUUAAAAACAUUAGAUGAUUCACAUAACAUUGACGAUGGAGAGUAUAAUAGAAAUUCUGGAAGACAUGUUAAAAAAGAUGAAUGUCAAACAGAAUUCGAACGUACCAGCAGUGUUAAUUUAAAAGAAGUUAUUCGACAUGUUGAUUAAGAAAAUAAUUUUAAUAUUGUAUCAGUAUUCCCUUUAGCUCAAUUCUGUGAUAUAAAGUAGUUCUUCGAUGGAACUACUUUAACUAGAAUAUUUUACUUCGCAAACAGAAAGCCUUCUUAAUUUUCUGAAAUAAUACUCAUUUUAGAUACCUGUUUAAUUUUGGGAGCUUGAGCAGUUUACCGGUUUCUAGAAAUAAGCUCUUAGAAGAUUUAAUUACGAUAGCUCAAAAAAAAACACUGAGUAUCUGCUCUUUAACGAAUACCACCAAGCUUGAAAUUAGAUGAAAGAGUAAAAUACAUAGUUAGUACAGUCAAAAAAUAAAAUAAACCGCUCAUUUUUUACUAAAAUCUGGUGGAAUGUGUUUCCGUUUUUACUGUCACAUAUCAUUCGUAAACUAUGAAUUAGUUGCGCAAAUACUUCUAUUAAUAACAAUAAAUUACUAAUUAAAUGAAACGGUCCAAUUAUAAGUUCACUUAAAAAUUAAUAAAUAGGCAUCGGUAUGGGCAUUUUUGGUCCAAACUACAUUCGCCACCUACUAUCUUUAAAUAAGUUUGACAUUCUCUCUGCAAUUUGCACCCUCAUUAAGAAGUCCAAACUCCAAAUUGAAAUACAAUCACCCUCACCCUCUUAAACUAUUAUUUUGCUUUUGUUUUAAAAAUUUUACACAACCCACUCUAUCGUUAACUCUCCCAUGGCCCAGCUUGUGUUUUUUACGUGUUAUUUCUUCUGUUUAAAACCUCGACGGGUCCCGACGACGAACUUCGUAUCUAGUUUCACUUGUGUUUCUGAGUAUAUAAAUAUAAUACAGUUUUAUGUUAUGACUUAAAAAACGCAUUAGACUAGCUAUAGAGAAAUACCCGGUAUAAAUGUAAAAUAGAAAAGUA